Messenger RNA from Frankliniella occidentalis (western flower thrips), 1441 nucleotides. RefSeq lists its product as uncharacterized. NCBI's taxonomy places the organism in Eukaryota, Metazoa, Arthropoda, Insecta, Thysanoptera, Thripidae. The record is from RefSeq and is a predicted model, not a curated record.
GGCAGCCGCGACCACUUGGCGCUUAGCACGGGACACGCCGGGACUCACGGCUCAGGCACGGCAGGCACGCAGCGGGACAGCAGGAGAGCAGCAGGACCAUCAGGACCAGCAGCAGGGCCAGCAGGACCUGCACGAGCCGCACGGAGGACACCCGACCGACGGACUGCGAGGCCUUCGGGAGCUCUACCAGCAGCUGCUGGAGGCGGGCGCGGCGGCCGGCCCCGGGGAGGGCUCCGCCGGCUACGCUCAGGGCUACGACCAGGGCCCCGCGCCCGUCGGCCUGCUCAGCCUGCUCGGCGGCGGCGCGGGCGCCGGGGCGGGCGCGGGCCUGCCCCUCGCCAACCACCAGCUCGUCCGCAAGUCCAACCGCACGCCGUCGCUGCGCCUGCGCUACGGACGACGCUCUGACCCCGCGAUGAAGAGCUCCUGCUUCGACGGGCCCGUAGAUGAGAGCUAGAGGAGCUUUGUAGAAGAGGCUGCCUCGGCGCGCGGCGGGGCGCGUGGCGCGGCGCAGCACGACAGCGCACCGCACCACGGCACCACCGGGGCCCCUAACAUCCCCUUUUCUUUUUUAGUUUUCGUCCUCCGCUAACACUGGCCGCUUUAGCCUGUAGCGAUCGUCGGCGCCCAUCCUACACAUAAAUUACCGCACCCCUCUCUCCGCAGAACGGUUCCAGGAGGGGCUCGACAAUCUUCUUACUCCUCUCUGUGACUCCCUCUCUAUCUCUACCCUCUAGCGCUCCUUUUCGUGAGCGAAAUUACUUGAAAUGUACUUUUAAAGCUCGGCCCCCCGGGCUCCGCUAAAACAUACCAUCGAGUGAAAAAAAAGCAAAAAGUUUAUAGUUGGUUAAGGAAAACGUCGCGGUGCUACAGGCCUGCCAGUCGAGGCUCUGGGAUCGCAUCGGGGCAAGGGGGGCUUCACAGGCACAUUGUCGCUCCAGUCAAAGAGAUCUCGAAAAAAGGACCCCAAACACCAACAAAACAAAAGAUCUCUUUGGUGGAACCAACUAUACGCGUCUGUUCAGCUUCCCUUGCCUCCACGUAUGAGGUUAAAAUUAUAAUGUUGCUGUUAAAAGUACUGUUAAAGCACUGUUAAAAGUAAGUUGCUAUAGAAGAAAAGCUCAUGUUUUGUUUCCCAAUUAGCUCCUUUUUUCAUGUACUUGUUAAUUCUUCCGUCAAUUUCGUGCAAACUUUUCGUAUUCCAAUGCACCACAUUCUUUACCUUUUACUUAAAUAAAAAUCACCGAAGGAAGGGUGACGUAAAAUGUGUACAUUAUGUAGAUUUAAUUGAUAAGGGUUCGCCAGUUUUAUUCAAAUUGUUGAUGAAAAGUAUUUAUUUUUUAUUUAGACUAAGUCGAUCACGUUUAUGUGUGGGAUGUGUUUUGCUGCUGCAAUAUUUUUUGAGAAGGAAGUAAAAUAAAGCGACUCAGUUCUCAUCAGA